GAGAGAGGAAGCGCAGCUUCAAAUCAGUCCAUGGUGACCUGCUGCUCUGCAGCUUCUCUUGUCGCGUCACGCGUCUCUGAGAUAACUUAGCGAGGCAUAAUGAAGACACUGAGGUUUAUUUAUUCUCAGCUGCCUCUCGGUCGCAGCUCAGCGGCUGCCUGCGGUUUUCUCCCCAGGUUUCCUUGCAGAGGAGCCGCUCCCACGCUGCUGGCCAGCAGGACCCUGGCGCUCUCUGCUUCCAGCCUGAAGAACAGAAAUGACUCCAGUUCACAUACAGAAGGAGAGGAAGGAGAAGGAGAGCUGGAGGACAGCGAGGUGGAGGAGCUUUUCCAGCAGCAGGUCCCUGCAGGGCUCGGACAGGGACAGCAGAGGGUGUUCAUCGUCCACCCCGAUGUGAAAUGGGGGAGCAGGAAGCAGUACCUGACCACCGCUGAGCUGAUGAUGGCUGAGGCCGAGGGGCUCGUGAAGACUUUGGACAACUGGACGGUGGUGGACACCAUCAUCCUCUCCACCAAGACCCCAGAGAAGAAGAAGAUAUUUGGGAAGGGCAACUUCCAGUUCCUUACAGAGAGAAUCAAGCAAACUGUGGGCAUCACAGCAGUCUUUGUCAAUGUGGACCGCCUGUCCCCUCUGUCUGAGAGGGAGUUCGAGGAAGCCUGGGGGGUGAAGGUCUUUGACAGGUACUCUGUUGUGCUCCACAUUUUCCGCUGCAACGCCAGAACCAAAGAGGCCAAGUUACAGAUCUCCCUGGCAGAGAUCCCUUUAUUAAGAUCUCGUCUAAAAAAUGAAAUGGCAGAUUUGGAUCAGCAAGGUGGAGGAUCAAGGUACAUCGGAGGAUCAGGGGAGACGCUGUACGAGGUCCAGCAGAGGCUGCUGAAGGAACGGGAGGGGAAGAUUCGCUCUGCACUGGAAAAACUCCGUAGAAAGAGGCAUCUCCUGCGGUCUCAGCGAAAACACAGGGAGUUCCCCAUCGUGUCUGUGCUCGGAUACACCAACUGUGGUCAGAGGCUGGAAGCGGUUUUCAUUAUGCUUCGUUUAGAUCAUUCUGAUCCAUCUUUUAACACUUUUUUUAAUUACAUCUGUUCAGGGAAAACCACUCUGAUCAAAGCUCUGACCGGCGACAGCAGCCUGCAGCCCAGGAACCAGCUCUUUGCAACCCUGGAUGUGACCGUCCACGCCGGCCAGCUGCCCAGUCACAUGACCGUGCUGUAUGUGGACACCAUCGGCUUCUUGUCCCAACUUCCACACCAGCUCAUCGACUCCUUCUCCGCCACCCUGGAAGAUAUCACACACUCGGAUCUGCUGGUGCAUGUCAGAGACAUUAGUCAUCCAGAGACGGUGAAUCAGAAGGCGAACGUACUGAAUGUCCUGAAGAACCUGGAAAUCCCACACAGGCUGCUGGGCUCUAUGAUCGAGGUUCACAACAAAAUUGACCUACUUGACAAUUAUGAAAGCUCAGAGCCGGGGGCGGUGCUGAUCUCUGCCCUGCAGGAGCGAGGCCUGGAUGAGCUGAAAAAAGCAGUGGAGCGGGAGAUUGUAAAAUCCACCGGAAAACAAAUUUUAGACUUGCGAGUUGACCUCAGCACUCCUCAGUUAAGCUGGCUGUACAAAGAAGCCACCGUUCAGGACGUGCAGGUGGACGCAGACGAAGGCUCGGCCGUGGUGAAGGUCAUCAUCAGCGCUGCUGCUUAUGGACGCUACAAGAAACUUUUCGGAGGUAGAUGAGAACAGAGGAAGCUGAAAAGAACUCAACUCUGAACCUUAAAAAAAUAUUUUUGCUCUGCGGUGAUUAAAAGAUCAGAUUUGAUUCAUCUGAAAUAGAAUUAGAGUUUUGUUUUUUUUGUAAAAAUAUAUUGAUUCCACAUUAGAGAUGCUGAAGGUCAUUUUUUUGUUUUGAAUAAAUGAUGAUUUCUCUUUGAAUCGGAGAUGAUUCAAAAAAAUCACAUCCACUAAAAGAAGCUGGGAAAAGAAAAAUUCGAUGUAUUUUAAAAAACCCUUCAGUACAGCUUCCCCCUCUGGGUGGAGCUCUCCGGCAGCAGCUUCUGGUUCAAGGCUAUCACCAGGGAGCAGAGGGGCAGCGGCCCCACAAAGUCUCCUGCUAUAAUGUUGAGGCUGUCGGGGUCCGAUCCAGGCUUCUGCUUCUCCACCCAUUCCCUCAGAUGCUCCCAGUUACUGAAGGUCAGCGUUCGCAGGGAUUCCUUCUGAUUCUUGGCGAUGUAAGCCCUCGGGGCCGUGAGGUUCAGGCCGGAAACAAAGAAACACUCUGCAAAGACAAGAAGGUGUCAAAACAUCAUCCACAUUUAAUGCAACUUACUUACUUAAUUCACAUUUUAACCUAACGAAAUGUGAUAAACCAACAUAAAGCAUGUUGAGGAAAGUGGAAGGAGACAUCUGAAAGUUGUGCCAGUUCAUUUUACUCUGAUACCUCUAAAUAAAGUUUUUAUAUGCACCUUGGAACUAAAUAGGACACGGUGAACAUGGGAUAGAAAGUGCCAUGACAGAAACAUGGUGGUGCUGGAAUCAUGCUGUGGGGUCACUGCAUCAAGGAGAGGAACUGCUGCUCAGACUUGAUGGAAAUAAAUUCAGGACAAUCCAACACAUGGAAAUGAA
Molecule: messenger RNA, 2610 nt
Organism: Cyprinodon tularosa
Lineage: Eukaryota; Metazoa; Chordata; Actinopteri; Cyprinodontiformes; Cyprinodontidae
Gene: gtpbp6
Product: GTP binding protein 6 (putative)
Exons: 9
Coding region: 100-1725 (541 amino acids)
Cellular component (GO): cytoplasm
Molecular function (GO): ribosome binding; GTP binding
Source: RefSeq, a predicted model, not a curated record